AUGGAAUACGGUUUACUGUAUGGAUUUGACUGGGUUGUGUGGUUGACGGUUUUAUGGUACUGUGUUGGAGGACUUUCGGUUGCCGUAUGCAUAAAGUAUGCCGACAACAUUGCUAAGAAUUUCGCCACCUCGGUUGCCAUCAUUUUGGCGACGAUUGGUUCGAUG
Ostertagia ostertagi is the source of this 165-nucleotide messenger RNA. The record is from the annotation of a GenBank genome assembly. Lineage: Eukaryota; Metazoa; Nematoda; Chromadorea; Rhabditida; Trichostrongylidae.